Molecule: messenger RNA, 1548 nt
Organism: Pestalotiopsis fici W106-1
Lineage: Eukaryota; Fungi; Ascomycota; Sordariomycetes; Amphisphaeriales; Sporocadaceae
Exons: 1
Coding region: 1-1548 (515 amino acids)
Molecular function (GO): flavin adenine dinucleotide binding; dihydrolipoyl dehydrogenase (NADH) activity
Source: RefSeq, a predicted model, not a curated record
AUGCCUUCAAUCGAUUCUAUCAAUCUUCAUCCCGACACUCAUCCCCCAUCUUCUCUAAAAUCCACGACGUACGAUGUCAUCUGUCUCGGUUCCGGAUGGGCAGGACGCAUAAUUGCUUCUCGCUGCGUCGCUGCAGGAUUAUCCGCGCUCAUCAUUGAAAAGGAGCUCGUCGGUGGAGACUGCCCUUAUUGGGCUUGCGUUCCUUCAAAGGCUCUUCUGCGUCCUGCUGAAGCCCUAGACGAUAGCCGGCAUGUGACGGGUGCUCGCGAGCGUCUCACGAACCCGGAACUCGGCGUUGAUGCGGAAGCAGUGUUUCGGCGCAGAGACACAUUCACCGCCGGGUGGGAUGAUACCAAGGUGCUUAUCCCCAUGGUCGAGAAGGCCGGCGUGCAUUUGGUCCGUGGCGUUGGCCGAGUCACCGGAGUGAAAAAGGUCAGCGUAACGCUGGGUACAGGGCCCCAGGAAAAGGAGGAGCUCGACCUAGAGGCGCGACAGGCCGUGGCAAUCUGCACCGGAUCUGAGCCCACCAUCCCCAACAUCCCAGGCCUCUCAGAAGCCAAGCCAUGGACACCGAGAGAAGCAGCUUGUUCAGGCAUUGCCCCCGAGACACUGUUCAUUAUCGGCGGUGGUGUUGUAGGCGCUGAAAUGGCGACUGCCUAUACGAAUCUGGGAUCGCAUGUGAUCCUAGCCAGUAGAAGUCCGGAGUUGCUUCCAAACAUGGACCCUGAGGCUGGCAAGAUUGUGAGGGAAAAGCUUGCAUCCCGCGGUGCUCAAAUCAUGACAUCAACAACAACCACAAAGGCAGAGCGGAAAACACCAGGCGGCCCAGUCAUCGUCACAUUUUCCUCGAGCGAUGGCGAACAGCAAGUGUCUGUUGCUGAAGUUUUGGCUGCUACCGGCCGCCGUGCCAUCACUCAGGGACUCGGUCUGGACCUCUUGGGCCUCGAUGCGAAGGCGCUUCAAGCAGGUGCUCCCAUUGCCGUAGAUGAAUCGCUCCUGAUCCGUAAUGUCCCAUCUAAUAGUGACAGCCCAUGGCUGUACGCCGCGGGAGAUGUCAAUGGUCGCGCCAUGCUCACGCACACUUCAAAGUACCACGGGCGUGUCGUCGCCAAUGCCAUAGUCGCCCGCGCCCAGGGCAAAUUCCCCGCCACCGCAUCCCAUCUCGACAAGUACAGUGCCUCAGCUGAUAACUUGGCUAUUCCGCAAGUCAUUUUUACGGACCCGCAGGUGGCUUCGGUUGGCUUGACACGUACCGCGGCCAAAAAGGCUGGAAAGUCCAUUCGCGUCGUCACGGCGCCGGUCCAAAGCUUGGGAGCGAGUCUACAUGCAGAGGGAUACGAAGCUGGUUGGGCACAGUGGGUGUUGGAAGAGAAUACUGGGGUCCUGCUUGGGGCGACGUUUGUUGGUUUCGAGGUCGGAGACUUAUUGCAUGCCUCGACAGUGGCAAUUGUCGGUGGGAUGCGGAUCGAUCAGAUCGUUCAUGCGAUCCCGUCAUUUCCUACCAUGAGUGAAGUCUAUUUGAAUUUGCUGGAUGCGGCAGGAAUGUAG